AUGUCGCCAUACUCAGCUCUGACCCAGAUAGACUGGAUAUCCGACGAAUCGAGGGCUUUGACAGAGCCAAAGUGGGAAUGCGUCACUUGCAGGUUGCAGCCGACAUUGUCUCUGAUGGCCUUUGCAGCAUCAAAGCUGCUAUUCAGGGCCUAUCCCUGUCUAGCGUCGGACAAGGAAUCAGCGGGAAGUCAGGGAUGGUUAGGUUGUUCCGAAUAUGAAGCCAAGAACUUCAAGAAACUUCAAGGCCAACAAUCCACUGACCAAGGAACCCCCGAAGAAAAGGAUCAGGGGAAAGAUAGAGUGAUGACGAAAUCAUAUACGAUAGAGAGGCUGAAUAUUGUGGAAAUAAGAGCAUAA
Molecule: messenger RNA, 357 nt
Organism: Paracoccidioides lutzii Pb01
Exons: 1
Coding region: 1-357 (118 amino acids)
Source: RefSeq, a predicted model, not a curated record